AUGGCUGAGCGCAGUGCUUCUGGCCUUUGGACCGCUCUUAAGCAGCGGUUUGAGCGGCUGAAGUACACUGUGAAGCCACGUGCAGAGGCAGAGUGGAUCCGUCUGAGGUUUGCGGACUUCAAGACGGUUGGGGAGUACAAUUCGGCUCUGCACCAGAUUUGUACGACUCUUCGGUUGUGUGGUACUGAGAUUACCGACUCCGAGAAGAUUGAGAAAACCCUAUCCACUUUCCACCCCGACGCGGUCCAGUCCUCACGGAACUACCCCCAUGGGAACUACACGAGGUAUUCAGAGUUGAUUGACGUCCUCCAGGUGGCGGAGGCACAGGACGAGGUUCUCAAAAAGAACUUUCUCGUGCAACCACUUGGGGGGAGUUCUCGCCAGGAGGUGAACGCUCUCAAAGUCCGCAAGCCUCAACAGAAGAAGUGGGGCCGGAAGGGCAAGAAGAAGGGCCCUCACCCCCCCACCCCGGCUAAGCAGAACAAGCCGGGCAAGGGAGGGCAAAGGCCUCAGGACUGCUUCCGUUGUGGCUCGGUGGAGCAUUUCUCCCACCAGUGCCGCGCAUCAUAG
Messenger RNA from Aegilops tauschii subsp. strangulata, 570 nucleotides. RefSeq lists its product as uncharacterized. The record is from RefSeq and is a predicted model, not a curated record. Lineage: Eukaryota; Viridiplantae; Streptophyta; Magnoliopsida; Poales; Poaceae.